AUGCCCGGUAGCCGGCGGAGGGGGCUGUCCCUCAGGCCCGCCGCCCUGAGGAGGCGCAGCGGCGGCGAGGAGCAGCUCACCCGGCAGCGGGCGGAGCUCCCUGCGGAGGAGGGGGCGGCGGAAGGCGGCGCGGGCCGAGGCCUGCCCGCUGGGGAGGCGGCGUGCUCGCCCCGCGCUGCAGAACCAUGUUUACAUAAGACACCAAAGAGAUCAUUGAGUAGGAAAUCCCGAAUACCUACUUUUAGCUCUCCUAUAAAUGACACUGAGACACAGCAAGAAAUCUUUUGGGAUUCUCAUUCACCAGUUGCACCCAGAAUAGGCAGUGGAAAAAUCAAGCAGUCUACCAGUAGAUGCGCAGUAGAAAUUUCGGAAAUUGUUAAUCGUAUUGCUCCUCAGGAUGAAAAAGCAGCCUGUAAUGAAGGCUCCCUUUUAGGAACAUGGAUUGGUGAGGAUGCUAUUCCCUGUACACCUGUGGUAGUAAAAGGGCGAGCUAGGACAAAGUUAAGUUGCACAAGAGAUCUUAAAAUAAAAAAUCCCGAAGAGGAACUCAUGAAAUUGGCUAAGGAGUUUGAUAGAAAUCUAGUGGAGUUAGAUGCUGUUCAGGAACAGGAGAAGCUUGGUCACAACUUCAUCCAGACCACCUCUGAGCCUUCAAGUAAUUCUAAAGAUGAAAUAAAUACGAAGAACCAGAAAUCACUCCUUGGUGAAGGUUCUGACACAGAUACUGCUGUGUCCCUGAAACCAGUUGGACAGAGCACUGGCAUCCCUGUGGCAGAGCCCUUUCAAUCCAACAGUCAAAAGUCUGUAGACCUUGAGGCUGAAGUAGCCCUUCAUGCUCUUUUUGACUCCUCUACCCAGAAGUGCAGUGGACACUUGAGCCAAGGGCUGUCAGAUAUUUCUUUAAAUAAUAGUUUUCAUAAAAUUAAAAGUACCUUGGAGGAGGAGAACCUUCCUGAGAAAGUUGAAGACACGCAAUGUGGUAAUUCAGAGGCAUAUCAAAAAGAUACUGUAGGAAGCAUGGACCAGGCUGUUCCAAAACCUGAUACUGACACCCUGACAAAAAAUCCUCCUUAUUUGAAGACACAUUUGGUGGUGUCUGCUAAGCUUGCUGGAGUAGUUAAUGAUGACUUUGAUGACUGGGACACAGAACUUUUGGCAGAUGACUCUUUUGUGAUGCAAAUAACCCAGAAUCCUGAGUUGAUAAGUACUGAGGAACCACCACAAAUUCCUGCAAAUCCAUUUGUGCAUGAUUUCAGUGAUGCUAGCAGAGCAAAGCAAAGAAGUAGUGGCAAUUCAGGAGCUCUUUUGGGGACUGUAAACAAAUCUAACAGUUUACAGUGUUCACCUUUGAAGCAUUCCAGUAAAAACUCACAAAAUGUUGUAAAAUCACUGUCUUUACAAAAGCCAUGUAAGAUAGAAAACUCAGAGACUCAUGGCCAAUGUGAUGUUAAGCCAGAUAAAAUUAAAUCUGUUUGGAAGAGUAACCAAAAUAGAGAUUUGAACCAUAUUCCUGCUUCAGUGCAAUCUGAAAUGAAGAAUGGAAAUCAAUCUGUUAAGCCUAAAAGUGAUGCUCUUCCUCUUUUUCCUUCAGGAUCUAAUCCUCAUAGACAAUCAGGAGGAAAACCUGGGAAUAACACUAUUUCCUGUCAGUCAUCCAGUGUUUCUACCAACGUGGAACCUAAUGCUCUAAUCAAAGUGGUUAACCAAGCUAAUACAGGUCACUCAAAUCAAGUUGAAAUACCAAAAAAAUGUCCUCUGUCAUUUGAUGACUGGAAUGAACCAAAGUUCUCUGAUGACGUAUUGGGUAUGUUUUGCAGAUCUGAUAGUCUUUGGGAUGCAAACUGUGAGGAUGAUGAGUUGUUAUAUCAGCUGUGUGAUGAUAUAGAAAAGCAAACUCGGAGCCAGGAUGUUAAACAAGGAAAUGAAAAAACUAAAACUAUUCAAGGAGCCAGUAUUAAUUCCACAUCAAAUUCUGAUAACAGCCUCCCAGCAUCUAAACAAGGACUACCUGAUCUCUUGGCACAAAAAGCUAAUGUGAAGCAGCAGGAGGCGCUCUUAUUAAAUGAUUCCUGUAGGAAUUCAUCAAAGACAGUGCAUGGGCUGGCCACAACAGGUCAUGUAGUGAACUGUAAGAAUAUCUCAAAUCCUCAGACUGUGGUCUUGGGUCCCUCUGUGGAGUGUAAAUACCCGUUGCCUAAAAACUCUCAUCAGGAUGGUUCUGAAGAUAUUGCAAAGACUGUUUCAGGGAAAUGGUACAGGUCAAAUUCUGUGCCAGCAGGAGAUACAGGUUCAGAAGUAAGUCCUGUUAAUGCAGUAAAUGUUUUUAGUAGAAAAGCACUCGACAGCUCACGUUUCUUGUAUAAUGCGGGAAGGAUUCCAAGUAGCAGCUCUGGUAACAAAACUUCAAUCGUGCCUUCAAAGUUUAAAUUCCGAAAGAUUAACAAUUCUCAGAGUGCUCUUCAUGUAGAGUCUGAAAAUCCAGGGAAUCAUUCUGGCAUUGGAAUUAUGCUGCAGGGUUUGGAAGGAAGCAAGAAUCAGGUGAAUGUGGCUUUGCACAGCAAGCUUGACAAUAAGAAAUCACCUUUCAAGAGGCACCUUUCAGAGUCUUUUGCACAGACUACAUCAGUGUCUGUGGUAGAACAAAAAAACAGAAAAUGUUCUCAAGAAGAGAUUGAAAGAAAAAAACAAGAAGCUCUUGCCCGGAGAAAAUCCAGAACACAAGCAUUCUUUAAAGAUGCUUGA
Cinclus cinclus is the source of this 2742-nucleotide messenger RNA. It is a transcript of the gene ETAA1, whose product is annotated as ETAA1 activator of ATR kinase. NCBI's taxonomy places the organism in Eukaryota, Metazoa, Chordata, Aves, Passeriformes, Cinclidae. Bases 1 to 2742 code for a protein of 913 amino acids. The record is from RefSeq and is a predicted model, not a curated record. The transcript has 6 exons.